CUUGAACUGACCAUGAUGGCACCGUGGUCUAACGUUCACAACGCUGUACUCUCAUCAAACGUCAUCAUGGAGGAAAUGCUGAAGAAAAUGGAGGGUAAAUGGAAGCUUGAUCGAAGCGAGAACUUCGAGGGUUUCAUGAAGGAAAUGGGAAUGAACGUGCUGGUGCGCAAAAUGGCGGGUUCGAGCAAACCGGAACAAGACAUAAAACUCGAUGGAGACUAUCUGUGUGUGACCACAAUCACGGGGUUCUGGAACAGUGAACAAAAGAUCAAGUUGAACAGUGAUUAUGAGCAUGUGCAGGACAAAGUACACAUGAAGUGCAGCUGUAAAUGGGAGGACGGAAAGCUUGUGGUGAACCAGGCACCGACUGACCCCGCUGCUAAAAUCAAACCUCAGACUAUCUACAGGGAGGUCACAGAUGACGACGAGAUGCUAACGACAAUACAUAUCGGAGACGUUGUCUGCAAGCGAUGGUUCAAACGACUUACAUAACACGGUGGUCUUCAGAUAUUAACAAAAAGACAUAAAAAUCCAGAUGUUAUUUUUCUUGCUGCGCACAUGAUGGCUGACUGGCUGAUACAUUGUUUUUGGGGACGUUUUUCUUUGCACAGAAUUUCAACGUUUGAAAAUAGACUACAGUCCAUUUGUUCUUGACAAGGAAUUACCAUUAUAUUAUGCUAUAUAUAAGUAUGCCCAGAGUGUUACCUCUCACACGCACCUCUCUCUGUAAAUAUAUGUUUACAUGAAAAACUGAUGGACAGGCUUCUGUGAUGGUACAUUUACAUGUAGCUAGGAAAAGGGGGCGCCAGCUGACCCAGGAAGUAAAUGGCUUCUACCGGAAGCCGACCACUGGAUCACGUGUUUGAAUCUUGAUUUGCGUCCGAAGAUUUGUCACUGUCGGUUACCUGGAGACACGCAAUGGAUUGAA
Messenger RNA from Liolophura sinensis, 928 nucleotides. RefSeq names its product sodium/calcium exchanger regulatory protein 1-like. NCBI's taxonomy places the organism in Eukaryota, Metazoa, Mollusca, Polyplacophora, Chitonida, Chitonidae. The coding region runs from base 13 to 492 and encodes 159 amino acids. The transcript is spliced from 5 exons. Gene Ontology annotation, molecular function: lipid binding. The record is from RefSeq and is a predicted model, not a curated record.